Molecule: messenger RNA, 3835 nt
Organism: Chara braunii
Lineage: Eukaryota; Viridiplantae; Streptophyta; Charophyceae; Charales; Characeae
Source: the annotation of a GenBank genome assembly
GCGGAACAGGCAGCAGGACUCCAAAGAAAAAUCAGAGGGCUCCAAGAACAUCUGGGGGAAAACAUGGACUCUGAAGAAGGAGGAGAGAUGACCGACUCCACCUCCAGCUCAGGCACUUCCCUGAAAAGGAAAACGCAGACGGAAGGCUCAGAGGAAACGGAACAACAAGAACAGCAGGGUAAGAGAGUGCAGUCCGGCAGCGGGACUCGGCCAAGCGAAGAGAGUAAGUCAUCCAAACCAACAUUGUCAGGCAACAGCCAAAAAGGCAGUUCAAAGCAGCAGACGGAAGCGGAGGGCGAAUCAAUGGAAAUUGCACAGAAAACACCCCUAGACAGUUCGAAAAGCGGCGGGAAUAGUAAGCGCACCAUGAGAAACCACGGUCCAAUGACCGAGGAGGAAAUAAAGGAGGCGGAGGACGAUCAACGCGAUCUCCCAAUGGAAGGGACCUCCUCAGACGAAUCAGCUGACAAUGAGGAGGAGGGAGGGGAGGGAGAGGAGGAAGAGGAAGGAGAGGACACAGUGGAACAAUGCGUCCAAUUCGUGGAACAGCUGGAAUGGGGAAGAAAAAUAGAAUGCAAGGUGCGACUGGCCCACCACAAACAUCUGCAUAACUUGCGGCAGGCCACACAGGCAACAGGGGACAUCUUGUCUGAAAAUCGCUAUGAGCUGCUGAAAAGGGAUGAGGAGCUAAACGAGUUUUAUGCAGCCCAGUAUGCACGGAAGUCACGUACCAACAAAAACGAAAUCCACAUGCAGGAAGAGGAAUACAACAAAUGUUUUCAAUGGCCAAAGUCCUAUCAUCACAAGGACAACAAACACAACAACAGAAAACGCAAAGCACGGGAAGAGGCGGACCAGGGAAGCGAGGUGGAGCAGGCUCAGGACUCUCAAGAGCUACGGGCAGAGACCGAGGAGAUGACUGAUGAGACAGAGGAGAACGCCAAGGAAGAACUGCAGAGGCAAGCAACGAUUUUGGAAGCCCAAGUCAAUGCUCUGAAGGACCAGAACCGAGAAUUUGAGGAGGCAACGAUCAAUCUGCAAAAAAUAGCACAGGGACAACAACGAGAAAUAGAGGCAGCGGCAAGAUUGGACGAAAAGAAUGGGGUCAAGCAAAGAGUAGUCCUCCCAUGUCGCUGGAACGAGAAACACUCAGACUGGGAGGUCGCAAUCCACCGCUUGCUUGAACUCAUCAACAUGAAGGUGAGUGCUUGCACAGAGGAGGACUUCCGAAACCUGAUUAGAAGACUUACCUACGACGGUUCACGUUCUGGGAGGAAAGGACCUAGCAGCAAAAGAGGGGGACACCGGGAGCGGGAACUAGUCGAUCAACUUCAGGCCAAUAUUGUUGGUCCUGCAGGAAGGGGCAGCACUCAAGGGCGAUCUGGUAUGGAUGUCGUGGCAGGUGGUAAAGACCAUACCAUAUGGUCUACUGGGAGGACAGAAAGCCGCAUAAUGGUUUACUGCCCCAAUGGGUUCCAACAACGAGCACAGAUGGUGGACAGCCUACCCACACUCUUAGACCCUGCCAGGCACCUCAUCAUAGUAGGCGACUGGAAUGCCACUUUAGACCCUAACCUGGAUAGGAUGUCAGGGGGCAAUAGGCAAGGUGAAGGAGUGGCAGGAGAGGAGGCCCUUCCAAUCCACAACAUGAUGGCGGCCAGUGAUCUGAUAGAUCCCUGUAGAUUAUUUUUCCCAGAGGAGAGACAAUUUACUUAUUACAAGAGGAACCGUGGUCGGCAGGCGUCACGAAUCGACUACUUCCUGACCUCACUUGACGUUACUGGCAUGAGUCAUGCAGUGGGAAUAGGAGAGUUACCUUAUAUGGCAGACCUCGAUCACAAGCACAUCUACCUAUACUUAAUCACAGAGAAGCAAUGUACUAGGGGUAUGAGCUCUUACAAAUUGAAUAACUCGCUAAUCCAGACUACCGAACUGAGACAGGCAGUCCUACAAGUUUGCUUAUCUUAUAACCCGGAGACGCAGUCCUUCCUGGAUCUGAUGAACUCUCUAUCCAAGGCGACGGCGGCGGCGUCGAGACAGCUGGCUAUCAAAAGGAAGAGGAGAGAGCAUGAGCUCCAGCAAGCCAUCAGAAUGGCAGAGAAAAAACACAUCAGGCACGCCAGCACGGACGUGUAUGAAAGGACUUUGGAGGCAGCAAGAUCAGAACUAGGGGAUUGGGAAAGAUGGAGAACCCGGGGCUUGCAAUUGAGGGCUAGAGUGAAGGAGUGGGAAGAGGGGGAAAGAAUGACGAAGUUCUUCUUCCAGAAAACUAAGAACGGGGGCAGAAAUGCUUUGAUAGAAAAAUUGGAGGGUCCGCAAGGGCUGACAACCAGCACAGAAGGAAUGGUAGUGAUAGCUCGGAAUUUCUACAGCAACCUCUACAAGUCAAGGGAAGGUGAACAUCCAAGGCAGCAAGUGGAGAGGGCACGGUCUAAGUUCUUGGUGUAUCUUGAGCCUACAAUCUCGCAGGCACAAGCUGCAAAGCUUGAGGCCCCUCUAUCGCAGGAGGAGCUCCUGGAGACCCUCAAGUCCAUGUCACCUAAUAAGACCCCCGGAAGAGAUGGAUUGACUAAGGAGUUUUGGCUGGAAUUCUGGCCAAUCCUAGGCAGUGAGUAUGUAACCUUCCUCGAGCAAGCAUGGCAAAGGGAGGAGCUAGGACAAGACCUGGCCACGGGAAUUGUCACGCUCCUAUAUAAAAAGGGUAACCCGGCGGAUAUCCGAAAUUACAGGCCAAUAACUCUUCUCACGCUGACACACAAGAUAGUGGUUAAGGCCCUCGCAAACAGGCUUCGCGGGGUCACGGAAGGGUGCUUCCAUCUAGAUCAAACAGGCUUUAUCCCUAGGCGUUUCAUCCUCGAUAACGUCAUGACAUUGACGGAAUCGGUGCGCUACAUUAGAGACAAAAGGAUUAACGCGGCAAUCCUCUUUUUCGACUUUGAAAAGGCUUAUGACCAGGUGAACUGGAGCUUCCUACAGCAGUGCAUGGAAAGGAUGGGAGGAGGCCCGAAUUUUCGAAAAUGGAUCAAAGUUCUAUAUAAUGAUGCACACGGGCAGGUGCAAGUCAACGAUUAUCUUUCAGCAGAAUAUAAGAUGUCGAGCAGCUGGGCCAAGGUAGGUACGGAGGAGGGCAUAAGGGCAACCUCCUAUUGGAGCCAAAUGGUCAAGCUUUGGAAGAACAUCUUCCCAGCAAGAGUCAGGGACCUGCGCACAAGAGAAGAGGUUCUGCGCCAACACUUAUUUUGCAACCCAGGAAUCAAGAACGCCCAGGGAAAACCAUUUACCCUCACAACAAGGGACACCAAAUGGGGCAAAUGGGUGGAACAUGGGGUGUGGCAAAUCAAGCACCUCUGGAAGGACAGUAAUCGGCGAUGGAAGACAAGCAGAGAGCUCAGAACGCAGCUGAAGGGAAGCCACAAAUUACAAGAACAUCUUAACGACAUGGUCCAGGCCAUACCACAGGAAUGGACAAGUCUCCUCCGAAAUGAGUCCCAAUGGGGACUAGGGGACUGGGCCACAUGGAAGCAGGAUGAGGAACCACAGGCUGCAUUCAGAAUCUGGAACCAGGAACCUGAGAGGAAGGAAUGGGUGGUUGCAGAUACGUAUGAGAUCAAGCGCCCUAGGAAUACCACUAGCCAAUUGGACCAGACAACUAAAACUCCGAUCACUAUCCAACUGCAACAGCUGUGCAAAGUAAGGGUGGUAGAAUCUGACGAUUUCACAAUCUACAGCCCAACCACGCCUUUGGUGGAUUUGGAGGUGGACCCCGCAGAAUGGGCAUGGAAUCUGUGAGGAGGAAGAACUGGGUUGGCCAGAAGAAUCAACAUUCUAAACUAUA